AAUAUGCUACUGAAUACUACACACUGUUCCUAUGUAGAAAUGGGUAGUGAUUUGUUUUUAAAUAGACGUAUAGUGAUAGUUUCGCUUUCUUUAUGCGGGCCUGUCCGGGGGAAACACUGAAAAGUUACAGUAACUUACACAACACCGAUGUACUCUCAAGUGCGUCACAGCGCGGGGAGAUAGGAAGAAGAGCUACUCUCACCUGCUGAGGACCUGGAACUGCUCUCAGUCUGAUGGUCAGAGAUUCACAGCAACAACAACAACAACAGCACUGUCCGACAGUCUCUAUCAACCUUCAGGUCCUGCGGCUUGUGGAGCAAAGUCGAGACAUAGAGCAUUUCCGAAUUUACGAAGGUCUCCACUUCCUUGCAGUGACGUCGCUCAAACAGUGGCACGUGAGGUUGGGAAAUUACCUCAGCCGUCACCCUGUAAACAGAAAACACCAAAACUAACAUCAUAAUUUAAAUAUAUAUGAUUGGAGAAAAACAAAUAAAGGUGACUGUAACAUGUGAACGAUUGUAAUAAACUAAAGCAAAGCAUUUAUUUGCUUUAUAUGUUUGUAAUAAAUGCAUGUUGUUCAUGUCAGUGUCCAAUAGAUGGCCGUGUUUUAUACAUUUAAAUAAAAAGCUGCAAAGAUUAACACUGCUGCAAUGUUGGCGGUAGUUAAAGCAAAUGACAAAAGUGCCUACUGGGUGUCACACAUGCACAUACAUGUAAACUAUUAGAGGCUUUAAACUACAAAAAGUACCUUGUGUUUCAUAUGUAACCCGUUCACAUUAUUGAUAAAGGCCUACAUACUUAGAGGAGCAGACUAAGAGGAGGUGCAGACUGAGAGAAGAGGCAGAGCGGACUGUCAGAGGAGGUACAGAGUCAGACAGAGGAGGAGCAUUCAUCAGGAACACAGCAGCAGGUUGGAGUGUAAUGCAUUUCUGCAAACAGAUCUGACCCUUUUUAAGAUUGUGGGAUCGAGGAGAUCUAAGUCUGCAUCUGGUGUUUAUGGACCAAAUCACUCUGUUCGAUUUUGUGUUUUUGAAAUAACUUUGUGAUUAGAGUUGUUGGUUAAUUAGAACGUUCAUGAAACCAUUAAGUGUGUGAUUCCAUGGUUCCAUUUUUUAACUCAACUUCUGUAACUUGGCUGCUGGAAUGUACUGCCCUCCAGCAUGAAUUAGAAACAUUACAUUUCCUUUCUCAAGUGAAGCAUCACCACCGGGGUUACACCAGACCUGUAACCUUUCUGAAGCUCUUCGGGAUGUUUCCUAUGUCUCUCCUACUCGCAGCGCUUGGCGUUUUUGCGCUUCUGGAAACUUUUACGCACGGCUGUCAGCUCCCCUCUGAGUGGCGGCCACUGAGCGAAGGCUGCCGGGCUGAGCUGGCGGAGAUCAUCGUGUACGCCCGGGUCCUGGCGAUCCACCGGGAGCCCCUGGGCGGCGGCGGCAGCCUGUACAACUCGCUGCCAUUCGGCUUCGGGUAUGGGUACGAAGGCGCAGAAGAAGGGCUGCUGUACUCUGCAGAAGUGGAGAUGCUGUGCGAUCAGGCCUGGGGCAGCAUGCUGGAGGUGCCCUCUGGAUCCAGGCUCAACCUGACCGGGCUGGGCUAUCUUUCGUGCCAGUCCCACACCGUGAUGGAGAACAACUCCUACUUUUUCUUCCUCAGGAUGGAUGAGAACUACAACAUCCUCCCCCAUGGUGUCAACUUCCAGGAUGCCAUCUUCCAAGACAACGACAACAGACGCAUGUUCUCCAGCCUCUUCCAGUUCUCCAACUGCACCCAGGGGAGCCAGCCUUUCCACACCUUCAGCCCUGAAUGGGAACACCAGGAGGACAGCAGGCUGCUUUGUUCCUCAGUGCAGGCCGCACUGUUCGAGGAGGAGGAGCGAGGCCGCAAGAUGCACGAGCGCCUGGAAGUGGCGGAGAGGAGGAACCGGCAGCUGAAGGAGCGCGUUCGGAAGGUGAAGCGAUCCCUGAGGAAUGCCCGCAAGGCUGCACGAAAGGCCGAGCAGCAGGCAAAGGAGCUGCAGGGGAAGUUGAAGGCUGCGGAGUGGAAGGUGGGGCAUCAUCUCAACGCCAUCACACCAGAGGAGCCUCUACCUGGGCGUUAUGCAAGUACGACAAUACACAAGAGAAUGAAACUUUAGUUUUCCUGCCUCUAACUGCCAGCCACCUGGACUGAAAAAUGGCCGUGGAGGACCAGAGACUGCUGGGCGGUCUCUGUGUGAGAGACAAAGACAUAUCUACUGUCCCAAACAAAGUAAUGAUCUACUUAGGUUUCUUGUAAAUAAAAGUUUUAUUUUCUCUAUAGUUUCCCUGGUUGCGCUCAUACAAAAGUGAGUUUCAGGGGCAUUCCUGGUCCUCACAUGCUCCCUGAAAGAGAAUCAUUUGCUUUUUCCAUGAUUGCUCUUUCAGGUGGAGCAUUACUGUUGCUCUGCUGAUUUGACACAGUAGCCACUCUGUGCUUGUGCAGGCCUGAUCACAAACACAAAGCAAAGCUGAGCAGUUUAGUCUCCGAAAACGUAUGUUCUCCUACAACAUAACCGUGUUGUUAUUCUCGUCGAGUGAAACAUACUUUUGUUCAAUAUUAAGUUUGUUUAUUACAGUUAAAUAGUUUGGGAACCUAUUUUUUAGGAGACAGGGUUGAGCUUUGGUAGUUACAGCAGGAGUGUUUUGGAGUGCUCAAUCAAAAACCCUUUAGAUUUUAAAACAUUCAAAGGUAGAGUUUCAAUUCAUCAUUUACUUUAUGGGGUCAGGUUGAGUCAACAUGUGAAAAUAGUUGUAUACUGCUAUAUUUACUAAGUCUUACACAUAACCCAAAUGAUGUCUUUGGGUUAACUUGGUCUGGGUUCUUAAAUAUGUUAAGAAGAAAUCCUAACAAUAUAAAAUGUUACACAUUGAUGCAGCCUUUUGAAACAUAUUGUAAGACAACUUGCCACAGCCAACAGCUCAACAACCAAAUGUUACAAUGGCCUGGUGAACCAAUGUCAAGAAACAUUACUUUUGAAUGAUUAUUCAACUUUCCCUGACCCAUUGUUAGCAGAGAUUGCUGAAACUAGGAAGGUUCAUUUAUUAUUCGUUUUUUUUCACAGUUUGAAACGUGAGUUUAUGUAUGGAUAUUUUUAUAUGUCUGUUUUUAUGCAUA
Messenger RNA from Eleginops maclovinus (Patagonian blennie), 3132 nucleotides. RefSeq names its product coiled-coil domain containing 3a (gene ccdc3a). Gene Ontology annotation, biological process: negative regulation of gene expression. Gene Ontology annotation, cellular component: extracellular region. The record is from RefSeq and is a predicted model, not a curated record. Lineage: Eukaryota; Metazoa; Chordata; Actinopteri; Perciformes; Eleginopidae.